UUUGUUACCAUGCAUUCUAAUGCUUAUUAUGGCUGAAACAUCUCCUUUUAAUAAACUGACUACAUUUUAACAAUCGACCUAACAUAUUUUAUUAGCCCUUUAAUUUGUGAAUCUGCUACAAUGAAUUUUCAUUGCCCGCUCUCUAGUUCCUUCUUUCUGUCUCUGUUUGGCUCUCUGAACCCCAACUGUGUUGUUUUUUUUAACUGCGCAUAGUAAUUUCUCCGACAUAUCACUGCGUGUCGCUCAUUGUCUUGUUAUCUGGUUUUCGCCACUGUCGCUAACAUCUAUUCAUUCCCUCAACGCUCAAACUGUGAUAAGAUAAAAGUGGCAUUAUACUGUAAGAGUCUGUUCAAGUUGUUUUUUAAACACGACGCUCAGAGGGUCCCUUUUGCAACAAAAUGCUAUAAAACCGUUCAAAAUUUAAUAUUUUUUAUAGUGACAUUCGAGAGGCCCUUUAUGUGGCUUUACUUGCCCAUUUAGGUACCGGCCCACCAGGCAUUUGCCCGAAUGCCCAUAUAGCCAGUCCGCCCCUGAAUUAUAACUAUACAUAAUCUUAGAAAAUCAGUUUUCCGGGAAAUGGAUACCAACAAAUAUUUGGUGGUUUACAUGUGGCUGAGCAAUUGUGUGGUAUCUCAAAUAGCUCACGCCAUGAUGUUUCAAUAUAUAAAUAAUUCGUUGUUAUUCCUUUCGAUGGCCUGUAAAUACAAGUUGCUGAAACCUUUAUCGAAACAUUUACGGAUCAUUCAAAUUGGUUCAACUAAAAAGAUAUUUUUUUUUAGUUUUUAAAACGAUGUAUGGUUUUGGUGUCAGUGGUGUGAUCACAAAAAGGAAAAUAUCUAAGUGUUUGAUUUUUCUUUUUUUUAUCGAGUUAACAAGAUCGCAGACCAUAAUCUUCCCCAAAAAUUCAAAUUUUUGGUCAGCAUCAUGUGGUCAGACAUUUAUACAUAGGAACGAUCAAGUUGUACUUAAUGGAAAGAUAAACACUAUGGGCAUUUGGGAUAGCUUGGAGAACAUUCAAUAUGAAAUCAAAGAACAGAAUGAAAACUAUCGUACAGAAGUAAAUAUACCACCGUCAACAAAAAAAAAAAAGAUGUGCAUUUUGGAUGUUAAAAUAUGUGAUAUGCCUUGGCAUUCAGAAUGCAUCUGUCAGCCAACAGAUGUGGAAAACGUUUUUGAGGUAAAAAUCAAUUUUACAGCAGACGUCAGUAUCAGUGAAGCAACAAUAAGAGGGAAACUUACCUACACUAAUUACUCUGUUUACAGCGAGGAAAUAAAGAUCCCAAAGAUAUAUGAUCCAGACAACGCUGAACCAGUGCUUUACAUAACUAACAAAGUGGCCAAUGUUUCUAGCUGUUUUGUGAAAACAGAAGAAUCAAUAGCUGAGAUUGUUCUAAUAGUUAAUAAACUAGACAAUGUACCUUGUCGAUCGCAAAUUAAAGAUGUUAAAUCGAAAGGAAGCUCAUUCAGUGAAACGAAUGUCGUAACGUACUCUACAGCACUUCAAAGCAAACAGUCUUCUUUCCAAAUCUCAUAUCAAAUUUGCAAUUUGAAAAAGUUUGAAAGGAUCAUUUACUGUAACAUUGAAACGGAUAUUUCUGACAUAGUUGUUCGGCAUUCUGAAUGUACAAACGUGACGUACAUACAAGCAAGUAUUUUGAUUAUGCAGUUUCUUAUAAUCCUCUUGCUAUUGUACACUCAAAGAGUCCACAUCGUUAGAGAAUUAAACGAUCAACGCUGUUGUUUCAAAAAAAAGCUUAAAAAAAAGGAUAGCUAUAUAGACCAAGAAACGAUACCUAUGGAUAUUACUGAUAAUGAAAUGUUGCAGACUAUUGUUCUUGAGCGGCACGUACUGUGACUUGUGUUAGUGGCAAGAUAGUGAACCCUGUAGGAACGUAAAGACAUAGGCGGCUACAGUGAACGGUGUAUGUUAGCUGAAGGCAAUGGCUGUUACAGUGAACCCAGCAGGCUAGAGCUUGGAGACAUGAUAACUAAAACUGACAUCUUUUAUCACAAGUAAUAAACAUCCCCCAUCUCUUCAACUUGGUUCAUCGUUAAGUGUUUUCCCUAGAUUCGUUACUAAACUUAACUAAUGAAUUAAUUUGCUGGAACUCCCAAAUUUUCUUAAAAUCAAAUCAUUGAAUACAGUCCAAAUACCUGAUACAAACUUCACUUGUAAUUUUUGAGUGAAACUAAUUUGAACGUACAUUUUUAAUGUUCAAAUUGUAUGACACCUUUUCUCGUGGCUAAUAAAGAUAAAAAGUAUUAUUAUUAUUAAACACCACAUAAUGUUCCAAAGAUUUUUUACUCUCCUGUUUGUUCGUUAAUUUUCUAAGUUCGGACGGAAAAGGGAAUGAAAUUCGCGCCCACAUUCAUUUCAGACAAAAAAUGCUUUACUGAAUUUAAAAUGAAAUUGAUAUCAACCUAUUGCAAAUUUAAAUGAAUUUAAUUCUACUUUUUUUUUGUGCUAUAUCAUAUAUAUAUAUAUACUCAUUUCUUAAUAUUGUUGGUCUUAUAUGUACAUUUGUUUGUUUUUUUAUUACAUGGUAUUUUUUUUUAAUCAGAGUCGAAAGAAUUAUAGCACGGCAAGGCGAUUCCUUUUAUUGUUGCAACAUUAUAGGAUAAACACUACUGAAAGAAUGGCUUCACGUUAGAGACGAAUGUAGUCUGUUCUACUAUCAUGGCUGACCGCAAAAUGUCUCUGCAAACAAGACUAGCGAGAAGUGACCAGACUAUUAGGUCACACUGUAAUUGUAAAAAGCAAAAAAAGCUUACUCUUAAACUGAAAAAUCUCGAAUACCUUGUAGAGUUAUUGAUGCAAACAAAAAAGUAUUUAGAAAGACAGAAAAAAAAAAUUAAGAAUUAUGAAACGAUCCAGAAAAGUCUUAAAGACGAUAUAAUGAUAGCAAUCAAGCUUUUGUGAUAAUUGUUCUUAAAUCAUAAUUCGGUGGUCGUUUUUCUGUGCCCGGUAGUUAUUGAUUGUCAAUACUUUCACUAUAGAGCAUUUAUUCUAUGAUAAUAGUGCAUGUAAGUCUUAUUCUAACUUUACACGUGAUUUAUGUUAAUGUGAGUUCUUUCAUCACUGGAUUACUUGAUUUAGUAAAUUUAGUCAAAAGAUAUUAACUCCAAGACUACAUCAAUGAUACGCUAAUUAAGACCCGCUGGCAGCGGGUAAUAUAUACCUAGUAUAUUAUAUAAUUUAAGAGAUUACAUUGCUCUCUACAAGAAAUCGUUCAAAAUAUGUUCUCAUGGUAUGUAAUAAAAUCCAUAUACUAACAUUAAUGCGUGAACUUCUGACCUACUCAUGGAACCUAGAAAUCUCUCACGACUGUUAGGAUGUAUACUAGUUAGGAGUACACGACGUUCUUGGCUUUAAAUGCGAAAAGUAUCUUUUUUUGUCAGUUAAGUAAUCAAAUAAUAAUGUGAUUGUAUUGCAUGUGAGUCUUAUAUAUUACAGACGUUACUUCGAAAAAGAAGAUAAUUACGUCCUAAGUCCUAGGAAAGAAUGAGCAAUUGUACGGAUUUAUAAAAGAUUUAAUUGCAUGAAAACAGUAACUAAAGAAAUGGAACGUUGUACCAGUGGCAUUUUGACAUUCGACAUCAUGUCAAAAGAUAAUGUACUUAAUCUAAUAUGUAAAGCAGAAAGUAAGGUGUGUGUAUGUGACAAAUCUCAAUUCAUAUCGCAUUACGUCGUGCUUUCUUGCAGUAAAGACAUGUAUAAAAUGAUCUAGUUUAAAUCAGUUUAAUGUUGUCUAGUAUUUUGACUCCACAUGAAUAGCAAAAUUACAUGGCAGUGGCGUAAUAUUUAAUGUAAAAAAACAAUUUAGGACAUUCAUUUGGGCACAUCCCCGUCAAGUGGGGCCCGCAGGGACUUUCAAAUUAGGAACCCCUCUCCGCCCACCUUAGCUAUACCACGGCAUUGUACAGUUCUUUGAGUACUAGACUACUGCUACUGGAAAUCAAAUAAAAAGUAUGUUUUAACAAUUUCCUCAAUAAACAGUUGUGUUUGUAUAAAAAUAAAGAUGAUCAGUUUUAAGAUGGACGCAUUUCAUUUUGAAAUAUCAUAUGCUGAUCAAAGCACAAUUGUUACGCAGUAGUCUAAGAUUAGAGAAUGAGUAUUCUAUUAACCAAGACGCCUUUUUGUCACAAAGUACUCAAUGAAAUUAAAAUGUUUUGUAUACACAUAUUGUAGACUUCUUAUAUUGUACUUUUAUAGUUCAUGCUAUACUGAUGUUUUAACAAUUGAGUCAUUCAGUGUUCUUUCCAUUGUAAGGUUUUGUCCUGUUUACUGUCCUGCUUUAUACAGAUUGGUAACUUUUGAUUGAUUGUAAUUACUGUCGACUGAUUGUCUCCCAUCUUAGUAACAAAUACCACAUUUAAAAAAAAAGAAAGACCCAGUCUGCGUCGUAUCCAGACAUCAUAUUACUUUUCCUUUAAGCUUUAUCAUUGAUUCUCACAUGAGGUUAAAUUUAUUAUAUCUAGCAUCUUCUCUACAUUCAUAUAUCUCUUUACUAUAAUUGACUGAACAGCUCAGCAAUUUAAAAAGAUGACUGUAACAGUUACAUAUUGAAAUCUUAUUUUCAACGCAUUGCAGUUGCACUAAGCAAUUUGUUGUUUACACUGGCCUGUGAGCAAGUUCAUUGUGUUGAUGUUGCUACUAAGUAUUUUAAUAAAAUGUACAUUAUGCUUUGUUCACUAAUUAAAAAAAACACAAAAUAUGUAUAAGAUUGGCUUACUGUUUUGGUUUUCAAAAAACAAAACAAUAGAAAAAAACAACAACAAAGGACCAUUUCAUUUUUAGUGAAGCUACUGUAUAUUUUGUAAAUCAUAAUAUUGAUUCGAUAAUGAUUACUAAUCUAUAUUUUUUUUAUUCAUAUACAAAUCUGCUAAUAUUUAUUGUAAACUUUGGUGUCUGUUUUCAUAUUUAAUAGUCAGAAGAUUUCAGUAGUUUUAAUUUAGGCAAAGUUUACACGAUCUCUAAAUGAUGCACAAUUUGACCUAAAUUGACAGAUUUUUAACAAAUGAAAAUUUUGACAAUUAAAGUAUUACAAAUGUGCAUAUUACUUAGUUAAACAUACAUUCUUAAAUUUGUACAGUUUUUUUUUAAAUUUAUUUUUGAAAAAUAUUAUUUGUAAUAUUAUAUUUACAAUCUUCAAUAAUAAUGAUGUUUAAAUAUAAAAGAAGUAUAAUAUUGCGAUUCUUAAAUUAUACCAUCAGCAAGCAAGACAGUAUCACAAAGAUUUGCACAAUUAUUACUUUUAACGAAUUUUUAAAAAAUAUACUUAACAAAGAUAAAAUUAAACGUAGCACACACACACAAAGACACACAAACUUACAAAAAACAUUAAAAAAAAACAUGUUGAUAAAAAGAAACAUUAGAUAGGAAAAAAAAUAUAUAAAGGAAAUUAGUUUUGUUUAGUGUUACUCAUGUAAUAGAUAUAAUAUUUACGCUGUAAAUGUGGCAUAUUCUUAAUAAGUGUAAUUAAAAUUAAAUGUCUUAAAACGUCUAUGUCAUAUUCUAAAAAGCUACAUUUUUAGCGGAUAUCUUGAGAAAAUAAAAAUGUAUUGGAGUUUCGAUAGCUCAUUUUACAUACAGCAUUUUAUAUAACUUGCCCUCUAAUGAAAUAUGACAUUUGAGAAUUCAAUGAAAGUUCUUCAUCUUAUUUCAAGCAUUUUUCUCAAGCUGCAACCCUCGUAUCAUAAAACAUUUAGCUGUCUGCAAUAUCUCUGUUCUUUAUCUUUUUACUACUAAUAAGGGAAUAGAGCUAUCUAUAUAGAUACCCAACAUAUUGCUUCUUCUUCAUUCUUAUUUUACAUGUUGGAGAGUUCUGAUCAGUAAUCCUAUAUAUAAGAUGAACCGCGAAGUGGUUUCCAGAUCAGCAGUUCUCCAUAUAGUUUUUGUUCUAUCAGAAGGUUUUGGCGCUAGUGUCUUGUUCGGGCCUUUUGAUAUAGUAUGUAGCUUUGAAGGACAUGAUCAACAUUCACUGUUGAUGCUCCGAAAGGUCAGGUCACGACUUUAAGCUUCCAGAACAUAUGUUCUCUCAUUCUGCUGUUGUGUCCGGUUAUGAGUCAAAACAUUAUGCGUCGGUCAUAUAAAUAAACGAUUUUAAUAAAUAACAUUACGGCAAUUACAGUUGUAUUGAUAUUUUUUAGAAAGCUUAUAAUAACUCAUUUUCUCCGUGUGUCUAUCUGCUACAAUUUUCGUGCACGUUUUUUUUUCUUUACCAAUUCCAAAGAUUAAGCUUAAUUUUUACACAAUUAUUCACAGUAACUAACAAAACAAAUGAAAUAAAAAAUAAUAUAAAUUAAUUAAUUAGUUAAUUAAUUAAUUAAUUAGUGGUAAUUAAUUAUUUUCUUUAAUAUGGAAAAUAUGAAAUAAAUCAUAUAGUAUUGACA
Biomphalaria glabrata is the source of this 6393-nucleotide messenger RNA. RefSeq lists its product as uncharacterized. The coding region runs from base 791 to 1855 and encodes 354 amino acids. The record is from RefSeq and is a predicted model, not a curated record. NCBI's taxonomy places the organism in Eukaryota, Metazoa, Mollusca, Gastropoda, Planorbidae. The transcript has 11 exons.